Messenger RNA from Cryptococcus deneoformans JEC21, 4373 nucleotides. RefSeq names its product guanyl-nucleotide exchange factor, putative. The transcript is spliced from 7 exons. Gene Ontology annotation, cellular component: cytosol; endocytic vesicle. The coding region runs from base 122 to 4102 and encodes 1326 amino acids. Gene Ontology annotation, molecular function: guanyl-nucleotide exchange factor activity; small GTPase binding. Gene Ontology annotation, biological process: vesicle-mediated transport. The record is from RefSeq and is a predicted model, not a curated record. NCBI's taxonomy places the organism in Eukaryota, Fungi, Basidiomycota, Tremellomycetes, Tremellales, Cryptococcaceae.
CAUCCACCGCGCCGCCAUCGUCGCUGCAUCCUCGUCUCCCACACAGCGUGGAUGAUACCUCGGAAACGAAGCUUUGGACUACGAAAGCUGCUGGUCCUUUAAUCAUUCACCCAAUAACAGUAUGGACCCUCAGAAGCCAGGCCUGUUCUCCUCAAUAUCCAUAGGGAGAGCUUCAAAGAACAAGCACACGGGAGAGGCACUUGCACAUCCCCUUUUGGCGGCUACGAGUUCCUCCACCAGUUUGCCAACAUCAGACUCUUCUCAGCCAGAUACGACGUCUCAACCGCCACCACUUCGACAUAAGUCCUCCGGGUCAUGGUCCAAGAAUACUGGCGAUGCCGUCAAUCUUCCCUAUAAACCGAGGCAACGACAUGGAGGUGGAAUGGGAUCCAUCAACAGCACAGCGAGCAUUUUCGGCUCGACCGGUGCUCCACCUCCAAAUCUUCAGCCGGCACCUACAGGUGGAUCCUCAGGAGCACCUAUUUCUCCCACCCCUGUGUCGGCGCCUCCAACUACUUCUACGUCAACGUCGACGACCUUUGCCCUUCCGCCGUCGCAUUCAGAUCCUCCGGCCCAAGCGAAAGAGUCGGCGGUGUCUACUACGGCAAGUAGUCCCCACGCGAGUUCCAGCAGCUUGACGAGUCGACUGCAGGUACAAAGUCUCAAGGCAGCAGCUCAAGGUAUAGGGCUGGGUAAUGGGAGUAUGGGAAUGUCAAUGAUAGACGCUAUAUUUGACAAAGGUCAACUGGGCAGGGCGAAAGCCGGUGAGGGCGGCGAUUGGGGAGAGCUUUUGAGAAUUUUGAUGGGAGGCAAGGCCAUCUUGCUGCUGCCCACCACCCCUUCAUCCUCAUUACCGAUGACACCGCCAACUUUGAGAGAUCACGUGGCCUUCCUUUCACCUCCUGUCUCCCUCGCCUCGUCUUCUUUCAAAUCCAUACAAUCGGUGAGUGAAACUGAAGAAAAAGCCGAUUUGAAGGAGGAGCAAUUCUGCACCCUCAAUAUCCUCGUCACCCUUUCUGGUCUUAUUGGUACUCUUAAAGGCACAACCCUUUCGUUUGAGUCUACCAUCCCACCCGAUUCACCGCUUUUACAAGCGCUUAAAAACCACUCUUCUCGCCAAACCGCUCUUGCUUCCCUUAGACCUACUCAAAUAUCCUAUAUCAACUAUCCCUCAUACACGCUUUCCUCGGAGACAACAAUUUUACCUUUUCCUCCACACUCAAAAACCGCUCCGCCAAUCCAAUCCGAGAUAAAGGAACGAGAAAGACUUUCGCAAGGCAAAUUGGGUAGGAUUAAUCCAUUUGCGUCCCUGUUUGGCGGUUCGAAUACAAGCUUGAGCUACGAAACUAAAACCGGAGCUUCGCCCUCUCCAAAGCCGGAAGCUCUUCCAUCCGAUAACGGUUUAUCGCCUCCUAGGAGUCCGCCCGCAUCUCCCGGGCCAUCUAGUCCCAAACCUUCAGCUUUGAGCAUAGAUCCUGAUGCGACCUCCAUUUCAUCCGACUCAGUUGCUGUUGGUGAGGGGUAUCAGGUUACAGCGUACACUGUCUCAAGACCUAUCCGUUAUCACGAAAUCCACAAGUCUCUACUUAAGUCUGUGAGAACAGACGUCCGCGAUGCGCUGCACAACAUUCCCGAGAAAGUCGUGGAAAAGGUACUGAAGCUUGCGCUGGCGAAUGCGUGCCCAUCUGGGCAGUUGAUCAGCGAGGAACUUCUAAAAGGACAUCGAUCUCACGGCCCCAGCCACGAGCUGGAUGGCAGCGCAUGGUUGCUUGAUUUUGGAAAUCCGACAGAGACGGGGGAACGGCUUCAGGAUUUUGUGGAGCGUGUUUAUGAUGAGCUUGUGGUUUAUUACAGACAAGAGGUGAAUGGAGGCCUCAAAAGGAAAGUCAGCGGAGGGACAUGGGCCCGAGGCUCACACAAUCUUGAGAAAGAAAAGGAGAAGGAAGUUGAAUUAGGGGAAAGACAAAGAGAGGAGAGGAAAAGGAGAGAUAGAGAAGAAAUUGUGGAAAAAGAGGCUAGCGAAGGCACAGAACGGAUUGAGGGUCUACUGUGUAGGUUGUUGUAUAAUAGGCUGUUUUCGCCUCUGGAGUCGGAUGAUUCGAAGCACGAUGAAGCGUUGGCCUCUCGUAUAGCAGCGCUUAAUAUGCUGGAACUAUCCCUUGACCAUCUAGGGCUGAUUACUCGACCAGAAAGAGAAUACCCGGAGGGUAUCAUCUCGGACGGUUUAGACCGGAUCGUCGAUAAAGUAGGGAAAGAGUUUCAAAAGCUUUCAUUAAUGACCUGUAUAACGCCGAAAGAUAAGACCGCAGUUCUCAUAAAUGCACAUAAAAUCGUUGUCGAUGGGCUCUCUGAAUUGCCUGACAUAGAGCUUCGACCAGAAGGGGAACCAUACCACAAGCCGCAAGAAGUAUCGACUGCCCCAUCAAAUGCCUCAGUUGACCCUACCAUCCUCAAGCCUCCAGCUCUCCCCAUUGUGUCAGAAGGGUCUCUGACGCCAAGUAGAAGUCCAGUCGAGCCUCCAACAGCCCCUUUAUCAAGAAACGUAUCAGGAUCUUCCGAUAUGAAGUCAAACGCUUCAGAUCCUUUAUCGCUCGUAAAUAUCGAAGUGCCUCCCCAUGCUGUUGUGGUCGAUCCUAUUAUUGACCAGCGUCCCUCCACUCCCCGACUUACACACGAUAGUGAGAGUCAGCAAGCGGAGCUCACACCAUUGCAAGAGGCCUUAUCAGAUUCUGUAAUGACAGUGUCCGCCGCCCCUGUACCUUACGAUUCUCUCCCCUUUGAUGAUGCUGCCUCUGUUCCACCGCCUAAUACAUCUUCAGAUAAGCAGACAAAAGCAAGCAAAAAGUCGACUUCGGGCGCAGACCUGAUCUUACCUAUCAUCAUCUACGCCGUUGUCAAAUCCAACCCUCCCCAACUGGCCUCUCAGCUCAUGUACCUUCGCCGAUAUCGCUCUGCCAUCUGUUUGACAGGGGAAGCUAGCUACGCCAUUGUCAAUCUUACCGCUGUAGUCGAAUUCCUCGAACAUGUUAAUCUGUCUGAGUUGGGCCUGGGUAGUGACUCGGACAAAGUUAUGAGCAUUGAGGAUUUGUCGCCUAUCAGGUUGGAUUAUAUGGGCAUGGAUGGGGGGAAUGGGGAUGCAGAGAGUAUUGCCAACGCGUCUACAAAGCUUCGAGGCCGGGUCGGAGAAUUUGCAGGGUCAGCAGCGGGAUCUGCGAACAAGGUGAUUAGCGGGGUAGUAGACACCUCGUGGUCAGCUCUUCGAGGGCUUAUGGGUAAUCCCAAUGCGGGAGCGCUUGAUGGCGAUGAACAAGCAGCAGGUGACAAUUCACGUCCUGGUAUGCGUCCUCGUCAGGCGUCAACAUUUUCUCUCGCAAGCGUAACGGCCAGUGUAGCCAGUAUCGCAGCGGCUGCUGCCUCGCGAAACCGAUCGCGGGCAGACUCUAGGGUGAGUGAGCAGGUUUGGGGUGGGAAUCAGGAGCUUGUGGAAGUUAGCUCGCGGCCAGGAUCGAUCAGGGAGAGAGAAAGUGAUUACCCUACCAGCGAGGAAGAUGAAAGCGAUGAUGGCGAAUUAGAACCUGAUGCGACAUCGUUAAGGUCUAGAAUGCGGAGUGCAACAAACACAAGCUCACGAUCUGCAAAGGAUAAAGAAGAUGGUCCUAAGCAGGAGAGGGUUAGUCUUAGCAAUCGACUGGCGUCCAUUGGAGUGCUUGGGAGACUGAGCAAUCCAGCGAACACCACUGGUGCUGAAAGCACCCUUGCAUCUAACGACAAUACUCUUGGGCCAUCUAAGUCCUUUCUUCAAAGUCUUACCACUGCCCGCUCUGCCAGCAACUCGCAAAGUCAUACUCGUCGAUCGUCGCUCCUAGGCGGGUCGCAAACAGAAUCGCAACAACACAAAGUCAGUUCACCUAGGGGGAGUUUACCGGCGCUCCCUGCGAAUGAUGCUUCUUUCGGUUCACAUGCGUUGCUCGACAAUGUGGAUCCUCCCAUUGAGAAAUUUAUGACGUGUGACGUUGGUGAACUGCGCCUUUCUGAUGUCGGCGAACUGUUGCGGGAUUACCGGCGAUUAGGGACCAUAGUCGCCUUGGCAAACAACAAGUAACUCUAAAUGCGUCACAGUAUUUUGCACAAACAUCAAUGGUCGCUCGUAAAUUGUAUUAAAAUGUUCCAAGGCAUUUCGAUGGGUGUUCCGAUGGAAGAAAGUUAUUCCGUAAUGCAUGUGCGCUUGACCGCUGUUAUUUCUUGCUUUCGCCGUGAUGAUGAAUUGGAGAUAGAGAAGGUGUGGGUCUCAUCGUUCAGUAAUAAAUUCAUUCUCCUAAUAAGGGAUAUUGUUUGUACAGGGAAAGAAUACACCUAUUACAUACAUAGAUAUA